This is a messenger RNA of Anopheles coustani, 6458 nucleotides long. It is a transcript of the gene Srrm234, whose product is annotated as serine/arginine repetitive matrix protein 2. Lineage: Eukaryota; Metazoa; Arthropoda; Insecta; Diptera; Culicidae. The coding region runs from base 791 to 5719 and encodes 1642 amino acids. The transcript has 8 exons. The record is from RefSeq and is a predicted model, not a curated record.
UGGCACACCAAAAUGGCCACCGACAUAGGCGUCAGUUUGUUCGCCAAAAGUGUUCCAUUGAAAGUGGACAAUCCAAAGAGCCACAAACCGACAACGCACGAGAAGAAAAUUUCAAAGACAUUGUCGAACUUUUAUUAAGUACACCAGCAUCUAGUAGCGGGGGUGAAAAAAGUGAUUCCGGUGGACACCUUUCUGCCCUGGAAUUAGGAGCUCUGGAUCGAUGAUGAGCAGUAAAUUAAAACGUUGUUCGGCGGGUAUCAAGGCCAAACCCGAGCGAGGGAGUGUGUUCUAUUACGAAACAUAAUGGUGGAGGAAUUUCCCCCGUUGUGAUAUCCUUCGUUCAUAAUGAAAGCAAUGAGGACGGGAAGUUUUAAUUAGAAGCUAAAACACAGCCCCGCGUGAUAGGGCUCCGCAAUGACUAACGGGAAAGAAACAUUAUCGUGUAACUAACAGCAUGUGAACUACGAUUAGCAAAAUACGUACAGAUCACUAGAAAAGUCUUCCUUAAACCUUGAGUGAGCAGUGCAUUCAAUUAGUGUUAAGUUGGUGUGUUGCUAGUGCGGAGCUAGAUAGUUAGCAUGUCUCACUGACAAACCAGCGCCUCGAAUGUAAUCCACAGUCUUCCAAGAGUGUUACAUUGCCAAUAUAUCAGAAUAUAGAAAAAAUUUUAAAAAGUAAUCGAACGUCUUCCAAAUUAGAAUAAUUAAAGAUAAGUAAAUACGCCUUAAAUAUUCUUAUAUGCAAAUUUACGAAGAAAGUAUAUAAAAAACAAGUCAUCAAAAAGGCAAACAUGAAGAAAAAAUUGUCCUCGGCGGCAAAAUUCCGCCGUCGACUGGCAGCGAUGAGGAAAAAAGCCAAUCCCAACCCUUUCACCAGUCGUAAGAAACCGAAGGAGCAAUUUUUCGAGCACGACGUACGAUGCAACGUAGACGCGUCGCCUUCCGUACAGGAAAGAACUGAAGACAUUGAUCCUCCUGAUUCCUCUACCAACCCAGAACAAGAGCCCAAUGCCGCUGUUAAUUAUCCAGAAAAACCAGAAAAAAAUGUAAAACCUGCGACCGCAACACGUUUAUCUUCACUAGAAUCAUCCCAUUCAGAUUGUGACCGGGAGCACACUAACUAUUGUGAGCAGCGGAUGAAAUCAGCCGUGCAAGAAGUAAGCACCCCGGGAGGCAGGCAGCGCACGAAAAGCGGUUCGAUGUUUUUCCGAAAGAAUCGGGACCCCCCAAACAGCUACCACGCAUUAGCGAAAGGGUCAGUGGAACUGAUGAACUGGAACAAUAGGAAGAUGUUGCUGAAGUUGCAACGUCAACUGCGUCUACAGGGACUCUGUUUGUCCACUCUGGCAACGAUGGAAAAUCCGGAUGGUGGAUGCAACGGAAAACCCCGUAGGAUGGCAGAAGCUUUCGGCUCCUCCGGUAACAUCACGAAGGACACCACCAGCGUUGGCUGUCGCUGCCAUUGCGCAUGUUCCGGUGCGCUUCCGGUAACGAAAGAGGCCGGUGGAAUUCCCGAACAAGAACACGCCACCUACCGUGAUGUUAUUGCUGGUGCUGGGCCCCAUAAUGCUCAGCUAAAGAACAGGCGAAAUCGUCAAAAACAACGUGGUCGGCAAAAUUCGGCUUGGUUCGAUGGUACUGUCUCUCAGUCAGGACAUCACGCUCGUCAGUUGCAACAGCAAAUUCAUCCGUGUUCUGCCGAUGGGGAUAGAAUCCAACGGCAGUCUUCUUUAUCGCGCUCUUCAUCUUGUGACUCGGCGGCCUCCGUUGACCGGGUGGAACUUACGAAACAGUAUCGACAGGGGAGGAGAGCAUCAGGUGCCGCUAGCCUGCCGUGUACUUACUUUCAUACAUACCCGGUGGAUCACGGAACAGAGUACCGACAAAGCACCCGUUUUCAACCUCAGCUGCAUCAUAACUAUCUGCAUCAUCGUCAUCAUCCCCACCACAAUCAUCAUCAGCCACAACCACAACCACCGCAUCGUCAACAUUUCUGCAUAAGUACCACAACUGCUGCCGCUACUAGUGGCGCGGCCAGUCAUACUCCUGCCAAUGUUCCGAUUUGCAUGAGAGCUAUGCAUAGCGUUGUAAGUGUGCGGGAAACGCACCACAUCGCCCAGGCCCAGCAGGAAAAGAACGCCAAGUUGCGUGAAGCUUUUGGCAUAUCCCAGUACUUCGUUGAAGGUACGAGCUUCGAUCAGGACCGCAAGGCGAAGGAAGAUCUCGCCAAAUCGGAAUCCGUACAGCGUGAGCUGGCGGAAAAGGAGAAGGCCAAAGAGAUGGAGCGGGCCAACCGGAAGCGGUACGCGCUCGUACGAACGCCCUCGCCGGAAAAGGAAAGCGCUCGCAGCAACGGCAGCAAGCAGCAGCGUACUGCUGAAGACGAACGCGAAGAGGGCGAACACGAGGACGAUGGCGAUGAGGACAUCGAUGCGAAUGGUAGGGAAGGACGGGUUGCUUCCAAAGGUGCGACCAGCGGUACCAUCUCGGCAUCUGCCCGGGGAAAGGAUGAGAAGAAAAAGAAAAAGAAAAAAGCACGAGAUGGGUCUUCGAGUCCUGAGCGCAAGAAGGAUAAAAAGAAGAAAUCAAAGAAGAACAAAAAAGAAAGAUCGAAGAAAAAGCACUCGAAGAAAUCACAUCGCGAGGACGACAGUGAUUCAUCCGACACGGAAUCGGACUCCGAAGACAGUGACGUAUCGUCCGAUUCUGAGCGUGACGGAAGCAACAGCAAGCGGAAGAAAAAGGCAUCGAAGAAAGAGAAGAAGAAGAAGUCUUCGAAAAAGAAGAAAGCUAAAUCUCGCUCACCAUCUCGCAAUAAGUCUCCCGCAGUGUCGCAUAAGAAGGCACCGGUGGAAGACGAGAAGCAACAUGAUAAACGACGUGACAAUUAUCAACACGGCGCAUCUCAAAAUUUGGAACGAAAUAAGCGUCAUUCCGAUCGUGAUGGACGGGUGGUUCGUCCGGACAGUCGAGAUCGUAGCAGCCAUCGGGCACGGGAAGAUAGCCGGGAUCGUGGAAAUCGAGGUGGUGGUCCGCCUCGUUCUGAUCGCUACGAUGACAAACGGUUCAGUGGCAAUCAUCGCGGUGGAGGUGAUUACUAUAGCCGAAAUCGCGAUCGGGAUCAGGAAGGAGGUGGUCGUAUGAUGAAGGAUCAGGAACGUCGUAGCCGAUCGAGAAAUCGUCGUCGGGAGCGGUCUGGCGAUAGGGAACGGAAGGAUAAAUCCCGUUCUCGCUCCGGAAGUCGUAACCGUCGCCGAGAGCGUUCUAUCGACCGGGAAAGAAAGGAGAAAUCCCGCUCCCGCUCUGCAAGCUGCAAUCGUCACGCAAGGGGACGCAGUGUAGAAAAAACUACAAGGUACAAAAACCGCCGAGAGCGCACACCCCGAAGUGCGAAGGUUUCAGAGCGCAGUCAGGAACGAGAUGCGGGACGCGAUAAGGAUCGUGAGCGAGAACGCGAACGUGAUCGUGAACGGGAGCUUGAUCGCGAACGAGAAAGGAAACGAAAGGUUGAAGAUGACCGUAGCCGAGAUCGGGAACGAUAUCGCGAUGGUGACCAGGAUCGUGGCCGUAAUCGGCGUCGGUCGCAAAGUUCGAGCAGAAAAGAAGACGGAUCACCAUCCCGUCGGCGAAGGCAAGGGAAUGAUUCAUCGGUAGCAGCAGGACAUGAUCGCAAAUCGAGCUCGCCGCAACCACCAUCUAGGAAUGAAUCAAAGUUGUCUAGCGCGGAAAGCAAGAUAACUAAGAAAUCGGACACAACGAAAAAGAAUUCACCGGAUCCAUCACGCGCCUCCACCUCCGUAUCGCCAACACAAGCGAAGAAAACGUCUUCUCAUGGGCAAUCUUCUUCCGGAGCUCCUGCAGCGGCAAACUCUUCAGACGAAUGCUCGUCCGAUUUGAGCUAUUCACCGGCCGUACGCGAUCCUGAACGGUAUCGUGAUGUACUGCAACGUAAAAAAGCAUCUUCCAGCGAGAAAGAGGUCCAUGAUACCAGCAACGAGAAAAAGCAAACGACUUCACGCUCACCACGUCGAUCGCAAAAACCAACCAGCCCGAAUGCUGGGGAAAGAAGAGUGAAAAAAGAGUUUGAAAAAGGAAGCGAAAAAUCUAAGCCAUCGGUGGUAGUACAACGACGCACGUCUGUGAGUCCACGCUCUGGAAAUAGUGGUCGAUCGAGCAGCACACAGCAUCAUUCUGCUGCUCGGGAUCGUUCACGAUCAUGUUCGCGCUCCGGCAAUCGCAGGUCCAUUUCACCUAGAAAAAAGGAAUCCAAUCGCCGUUCAUCUCCAGACUCAAGGAAACGCCGAGACCGUGCUCCAUCCUCGAAUGCGCCGCCAGUGGAUACCACGUCUGACGUGUCUUUGGUGAAACCAAUUAAAACGGAAACGUCCCGUUCCCGUUCGCCGGAGGUAAAAAAGCGUCGCCAGGAACGAGAAAGCCAUUCCCGUAAGGACUCGCCACCGUCUAAAGCUUCGAAAUUGGGACAAACCGAGCGUGAGGUACCAGAAACAAGAAGAAACGAACCACGCAGCAGUCCGGAACAUCGAAAUGAUUCAAGGAAAACAAAAUCAAAGAAAGCCUCCUCAUCCUCUACCACCGCUACGUCGUCAUCCGGGGUGCCCUCGUCGUCCUCCGCAAUCGUGCAACAGCCGGUUGUAAAGUUACACUCCCCCGAGACACACACAGCUUCCGAGUCAGAUGGCGAAGAUCCGGAACAUCAGCACAACGAUCAAGAACGUGAUCGGGACGAUUUGGACGCGUUCCUACCGACGUACGAUGAAACCCACGAGCAGGAGAAAGAUCUCUCACUGCUCAAAGCACUAAAACACGAUCUUGCGGCAAAGGCUAAGCAAAGUUUAGAAAAGAAAAAAUCCGUCUCCGAAAGUGGUGCCAUAGUUGGUGGCUUGCUGGGUGUUGGUGGAAAGUCGCACGAUGCUCCCACCAUCGCCGAGUCUCGUGUCGGGGAAAAUCGUGAACGAGAGAUUCAACUGCUCCAAGCAAAGCCACACCAGCAACAGCAAACAGAAGCAGCAAAAGCUUCGCCUUUUUCGAAUGAUGCAACUGACAAGCAGGCAAUAUCCGGAAAACCGGAUGCUGCUCGUGAGAGAAAGAAUAGCAACAGCGGUAGCAGCAGUACCCAGAUGAAAAAGGACAUCCAUGAAAUACUGAGCACCGUCGGGGCGUGUGCCGUUGCCGAAGGUUCGGAAGCCGCGGCCAGCUUAGCAAAGACCACUAUUCUUCAGGCGAUGGAUAGCAUACUGAAGGAAAAGAUAUCUGGUGCCACGAAAGACAAACCGUCUACGGCCAGCAGUAAGACAACUCGAGCAAGCACCAGAAGCAGUCAUUCGCGAUCCCGAUCCCCUUCACGUUCGCAUAAGUCGCGUAGCUACAGCAGCUCUAGCAGCGAGUCGAGAAGCUCUCGAUCGCACAGUCGCUCGUCGUCGUCGCAUAGUCGCAGCUCGUCGGAUCGAGCCAGCAGUCGCUCCAGAAGUCGCUCGAGCAGCCAUUCGUCGCACACUACCGUGCGCUCACGUACAGGUUCCAGAUCGCCAUCGAUACCGCGACGCGCCGGGUCUCCAUCGUUCCUGGAUCGUCGUCGUAUCACCAGUGCUCGGAAACGUCCGAUACCGUACCGCAGACCGACACCAUCGUCACCGUCGAGCGUAAGCAGCUACCACAGCCGUGGGAGCCAUUCUAGAAGCCGUAGCCGAAGCAAAAGUUAAAUGUACCCCUAGGUCACGCGGGGUACGACAGUGGUGGGUUAGCUACUUCCAUUCACCCCCUACACCGGAAAGAGAAGGAGAACUAUAUAGUCGACAAAGGCAACGACGUUUCACAUUCCGAGGGCCAUGCGAGUAUUCUAGUGAAUAUAUUAUCAUCACGGAACGGAAACUGCAAAGCAAUGCUAUUAUUUUGGAAGGGAUGGAUAGUAAUUUUUAACCCGUUGGAUAUGGAAUUUAGGAAGCUUAAUGACUCACAAAAAUACUCAAUGCACACCAUCCAAUUUUGGUAGAAUAACUACCCGUGUGUGUGUGAAGUUAUUGCAAUGUUAAUUAUGAAAAUACAAAAGCAGAAAUAGUCGGAGAGAAAGUUCAAUCAUCUCAGUUAAGCAAUUAUUAGCCAUACAAGCAAGCAAAAACAGUUGCAAUAAUAAUUUAAAAUGUACGAUUUUUUUCCAACACACAUUCCUAGUCCAAAACUUAAGUCUUGUAAAGAUUUAAUGAGAUCUAUUGUUUUUAAGCAAGCGUGCAAUUUGAAAUUUUCUACAUCUAGCACUUCAUAAAUGAUAUUCUUUUUGCAUUAGGUUUAUUUAUUCAUUCCUAUUUAUACUAUCGGACACUUGCCGUGAACUUGUAGUGUACAAGAAGCAUUCCAAAGAGAAAAUCAAUAUGGCACUUUCUUGACGAAUAAGCAGAUACGUGAUCAAGGAAAACUUCACAUCAAUAAAAGCAUUAACUUACG